AUGACGCAGCUCAGAAUCAUACGUCAGCUCCUUUGCAAUCGAAAAGAGCACCGAGAGCGAUUAAUCCAAACUGUCACGCAAUGGCUGGGAUCCAAAGCCAUUCCGCGCGCGAUUUCAGCGCGCCUAGGAUACCCCGUCCAGGAGCUCAACAGCUGGGUUAUCGUCCACGAGCGCCAUUCAAGCAACUCGGAUCAAAUUCCUCACAUCACCCUCCGGGGAUACCGACGAAAACGUGGUGUGGUGACAGUGCACAUCUACGUAACCGAACAAUAUGUCCGUGAAGGCACCGGUCUCUACUACCACGGCGCCCCAAUCAAAGCGAAAACGACUUGCGUUUUAUCAUAUCACCUCGCACAUACGCGAAACGGCCAGCAGACCGGAGGACGUCAGUCGUCCGCGAAACGCGGCAUCCUCCCCGCCCCGCUCUCAAGUCGCCAACUCGACGCUCUUGCACAGCCUACCCGCUACGAAUAA
Messenger RNA from Pleurotus ostreatus (oyster mushroom), 474 nucleotides. RefSeq lists its product as uncharacterized. Bases 1 to 474 code for a protein of 157 amino acids. The transcript has 3 exons. The record is from RefSeq and is a predicted model, not a curated record. NCBI's taxonomy places the organism in Eukaryota, Fungi, Basidiomycota, Agaricomycetes, Agaricales, Pleurotaceae.